Molecule: messenger RNA, 5652 nt
Organism: Penicillium digitatum Pd1
Lineage: Eukaryota; Fungi; Ascomycota; Eurotiomycetes; Eurotiales; Aspergillaceae
Biological process (GO): 5S class rRNA transcription by RNA polymerase III; transcription initiation at RNA polymerase III promoter
Cellular component (GO): transcription factor TFIIIC complex
Molecular function (GO): DNA binding
Source: RefSeq, a predicted model, not a curated record
AUGCCUGGUGUACAACAUCUUAUCGACUUUGUGCUGAACGAAGUCGCGCUCUGCGGCAAUCAAGGCGCAACGUUAUCCGAUCUACUGCAAGCCAUUGAUGACUUCCAUACUCAAACUCAGGAUGUGACCGAAAUCAAGCAAAAUGUUGACCACCGAUUCAAAGCCAAAGUCUGGUCCUGGAUCACGACUAACCCCGAGGUGUCCAUUGGCCAGCACAAUGAAUGGAAUCAUCUCACCUUGAAUGAAGCCGAGAAGCUUGACUCGCGAAAAAAGAAGAGCGAUGAUCCUGAAGUCAACCAAAUCGGGGAUCAGAACCUUGAUUUACCGCCGCUUCGAAUCUAUGUCUCAGAAGAGAGAGCCUGGCUUGCUAUCACUGGCCAUCCACCAGAUGAGUCCAAGGUACUGCCUCUUGAAUUUGCUUUGCUUUCAGUGAUUGCUUCACGCAAGUCAAAGGGUAUUGUGCAGCCGGACCUGGUGAAGCUUAGUGGCCAGGACAAACGGUCUGUUCCGAAGCGUACCGAUGCUUUGCAGAGAAAGGGCUACAUCGACAAGCGACCUGUGCAAACAAAAACGGCCCGAACCAGUCUCUGCACACUGCAGCGAUUCUACCGGCACGCCACCGGUGAUCAAGCAAAGGAAGAACCGCAAUUGAAGAAUAUGAUUGAUUUCGACAGCUUCAACACCAGUUUGUUCGACAUUCUCCGAGAACACCAAUUGAUUGCACGCAACGAUUUGAAAAGGCUCUUGGGCUUUGAUGACCAUUGGCGUUGGAAAGUCUUGUCCCGUGCCCUCCGCAAGUGGGAGCGGAUAGGUGUGGUCCAACGUGUGAGAGCCGAAUCACAAUACGAAAGAAUGCAUCCUUGUGUGAAGCUUUUACGGGAUCCCACGGAGCAAGAUCUGGCUCUUUUUCAUGAAUUUAACUUUGAUAUCUUAAACAAGCAUGGGGUGCGAGCCAAAGGAAACAAACUUACCCCGGGCCAAAACCAAUAUAUGGAACUGGACGACCCAAGCAAAAGAUCGCCUAGUCCGGAGGACGGAAGAAUGGACAUGAUCAAAGAGCAAAUUGGAGAUUCCGCACGCAUCGUACCUUCAUGGACUCCAGAUCGUAACCUCAAUAACCAAAUCUUUGACGUCAUUGAAAGAACAGGCACAACAGGCAUCACGAACCAGACCCUCAACUGGACUUGCUUUGGGUCCUUUUACAAGAGAUCUGCUGAAAGCAUGGUACAUCGCUUGGUUGAUUUAUGGCAAGUGGCCCAGCCACUUCAUCUCCGCCAUUACGCCAUCGUUCGUGAUAUGGCAAUGAAAAAGACCAUCAUGUUCUAUGUCCACUAUUCGGCAAACAACUUUGCCAAGCUUGUUGAAGCUGGCCAGGCAUCAUGGGAGGCCGUUGAGAUUCCAGCCAAGAAAGCUAAAUCCCUAAAAAUCGUGGCACCUUCUUUUGGUGUUCUUCCUGAGCUUGAUGAGUAUGGAUUCCUCAUGAAAGCAUUCCCAAAGAACAUGUUGAAAGACCCAAAUUCCACUCUCCUCGAUGGGAUCAUGGCUGUCAAACCACCCAACUAUCUUCUUUCUUCGAGUGAUCCGUUCGUUGUUGAACUUCCAAAUGGCCAACAUGUGAUCCGUACACGUGCCGACAAACUCCCGCCUGGCUCUAAGCAGCAGUAUGAGCCCCGUUUCCGACCGAAAGGAAGACCGAAAGGCAGAUUGAACCGCGCGACUCUGGAAAAGCGUGCCAGAGAAUCCAAAACCAGAGAAACCAAAGCCAAAGAAGCCGCAGUCACAGAAUCUGAAGCUAGCGUAUCUGAACCCAGACAAUCUCAAGCCAUGGAAUCUCAAAUCGAAACCAAGCAGGAGCCUAGCCAAGGUCAUGUCUGGGAAUACGUUGAGGAAUUCCCGCGAGCCAAGAGAGCCAAGAUUAAGCAUGACAACCUGAAGGGAUUAUCAAAACAAGAGAAAUUUGAAGCACUUGGUAUGGAUGAGAGUUGGACUGAAUAUAAGGCUCUUGUCAUGGACAAGCCUGCUCCUGGUGUGUACGUGACUCCCCACGGCCGAAGAAGACCAGCUGGCAAAGCCCGGGGUCGCCCGAGACAGAGUCGAAUUGCGAUCUUCAAAUCACCCAAUUUGGUGUCAAUGCCUUGGUUUGUCAAGGAUAAAGAUGACUCAAGUGAUGAUGACAAGGUCUGGGAUGCUACUGCAAGCACUCGAGCAUCUGAGAGCGUUGCCCCCGAAUCUGCACAUCCAGUUAUCAACUCCGAAGGGCCUGCCAUGACCCCCACCCCGACAACUUUGAGAGGGGUCAAGAGAAUUCUACCUGACCAGCCAGAGGACUUACCUACACCAUCACCGAGCUUCAAAGCCAACGAAAUGAAAAGAGGGAGGCCUCCCAAACGAUCUCGUCUUCAAAAGGCCCAGGAUGGAAGCAUAGAGGGACUCUUGAAAGAUGCCGAUGAGAUACCGCCCGAGGACGUAAUUCCAGUACCCCAAGAGCGCUCAAUCAAAGCGAUGACACCACGCCAUCGUGACAAGAGUGCUAGCGUUCAUCUACUCGAAGACGAUAAAGCUGGAACUCCAUUAAAGCGACUCCGCGUAACAUCCUCUGAUUGCACCAGCAACGACCCCACGACUCUACAAUCCCCGACACCCCGUCCAUCCGAUGUUCUGACACCACGAUCUGGCUCCGUGGGCCCCCAGAAAUUCAAUUUCAGCGCCCAUGGCACCAAGCAUGCAAAAAAGCAACGUGUUCGGAACAGAAUAAACAUCAGAUCCUUGCGCGUUCCAGAAGACGGAGAAUCGGGAUCCCCUAAACCUUCGAUCGGGAGAGGCGGAUCUAUCAGUGUCCUUCGGAGAAAGCUCAUCAUGGAAAUCAUGGAAAAGGCAGAUGGUGUAUACCCCGCGGGCACUGCAAUGUGGUAUCCUUUUGUCACUGCAUGGAUGAAGUUUCAUCCCAAUGAAAAACCAGACAUGCGAACUAUCAAUACUGCAUGCAAGCAAUUGAUUGAUGCCGGCCAGCUUCGGCAGCUGACUUUCAGCGGCCGAGACACGAGACAGGUGAUGGUGACAAGGACAUUAUUGCUGAAGCCUGAGGUUUCACCAGACGAUCCAUUGGUGAAAGAGAUGCAGAGCAAGGUUCUGGCUGCUGAUUUCCACGAGUCGCGGCCCUUUUUUGCGGCCAAUGUCGAGGUGGAUCCUAAUUUGACAAGAAAUAGUGGUCGACCACACGGUGCACCUCCCCGCGCGCAGAGAUUCUCCUUCCCCGUUGAAGAAGGAGCUCAUGUUCACUUGCAACAAAAGCCCAUUUCCAUUGUGAACCUAGAGGCAAGAAGAAGGAGACAGGCCCAGGCGAAUUUCAUCAAACGCCUGGAAGCCCAGGCCAAGGCAGCUAAGGCUGCUGAAGAAGAGGAUGAACUGCCUGAUUUGCCAGGAGUUCAGCGACUCAUGACACUUGCACGCCCCCCUGAAUUGGACCUUGAUGCUCAUCCGCACACGUCGAUUAUUCGUCCAUAUGUUCGAACAGGUACACGUGGUCCUGGCAAGCACCCAAAGUCUAUCAUACAUCCCAAGCAAAUGAUUAAACCAAUUUCCGCCAUUGGAGCGUAUGCCAUGUUAAUGAGCCCGACGCAACAAUUUGAUUCCGCUACUGGCACUUUCUCCACAGGGUCGUGCUCCAAACGCAGAAGGGGGAGACCAAUGGGAGCAAGACCGCCGGUUUCGAACAUUGAUGAAUCUGUCGAUGAGUUGUCUAGACUGGCCCAUGACGAACCAGACUUGCCGGAAAUGCCCAAAGCUGUCAAAAACAAGGUAUUACUUUCGAGAUUCAAUCAAAAGACCAAAAGGAUCCUCAAAUGGGAGCUUCACAAUCCUAUUGUCUUUGAAUCAAAAAUUGGAGGCCAGCAGUUUAUCAGGCAGACCAUUCAGGAUGGUUUUAAGCCAGCGCCAAUCACUGGCGAUAUUCGUUUUGAUAUGGAUAUGCCCCCUUCCCCCCUGAAACAGCUUCAAGUGGAACAGGAAUUGCCAGCACGGCGUAGCGAUGUCCGUCGCCAGCGUCCGUCUCUACCUCAGCCUCCUCCGACACCUACUCCGAAUGAUGAAACAUCAAAACGGACACCAAAACCAAGAAGGACACGGGCUCCUCGAGUCCCGCGUGCUCCUGUUACGGACCGUCGUCUGGCAAAACUUGAUGAUACUGCAACAGCCGACAAAGAAACGCAGUCCACGGCCCCUAAACGCAUUCGCCGACAGCGAUUCGUGCGCCCCAUUUCUGAAGAUCUUAAACAAAAGCUGGUGGUUGCUCUUGUCGUCGUUCGUGUGCUUGCAGGCGGGGCAGAAUCAAGAGUGAUCGAUUGGGCUCUUCUGACGAAAGCUUUCCCAGAUCAAGACUCAUCUUUUAUCGAAGCGCGAGCACGUCAAAUACUCAACAAGAAUCGCUUGCAGAUUACGAAGAUGCAUCGUGAUUUCCAAGAGUGCUUCCUUGAGGCUUAUGAAAAGGACGAAGUCCCGCGUAUUGACUAUUCCGAUUUGGACGGCUAUGACUGGCCUGCUCUGGUUGAGUGGGCAAGCACUAGGCUCAAUGUUUCCCCAUCUGAACAGGCUCCGGACCUUCCAGCAACUCGGGAGCAAUUCAACAGUGUUUUCGAACUACGUGAAGAUGCGCUUACGGCAGGCGACGAACUAUACCAGGCUGUGCACGGUGUCACUAUCAACCACAAACGCAACUUGAUGGCGCGCAAUCCAUUCGCUGUACCCGUAGAUGAUGAAACACGCACCCAGCCAGCUUCACGGAAGGCUGCUGCGGCACAACUUGAGGCCGCGAAGACAUGGGUUCGGGCCAAUAUCGUUACCGCGGAAGAGACCUAUCGACCCAAUGAGUCGAGUGAUAUCCUGCAGCGCUUUGGCGAUCGACUUAUCACCACUGCAACGCAGACGCUAAUCAACGAACGUGUCAUCAGCUCAACAACCCGUGGCCGCGUCACUCCUGGUCGCAAUUACGAUAUCUCAGAGUAUUUCCUGCAGACACUGAGUCGCAAACGUGCCGUCGAAAGCAUCCAGCUGCGUCGUGCCGCUCGUUUCAAGACAAAUAUGCUAGAUCUCCAAUUCCGGACUACUGGUUCGUCCGACGUCGACUACACCGCGGAAGAUGGCGAUAUCCUCGCACUGAUCAAUCUCUACGCUUCAGGUGCUAUUCAAAUGCGGCCUCGCGAUGCCCCCCGCGCCAAGUUCGGUCUCACUGAUGGCGGAUAUGAAACUCGGCAGAUGGACAAGAAACGCUUCCGUUUCCCCAUCGAGAUAACUCCCACCGCAGCCUACAGCUACGGUAACCCCGUCCAUGGCAAAGCUGCAGCCACGAUCCUUCCACCAGCGCCUUCAUCAUCAGACACGAAAAUGCCACCUAGAAACCCCCUUUGGUACGACAUCAACGGAGAGUUUGUACGCAGUCUCUGGGAUCUGGUGGUUGGCCCUGUCCUCGGCUGCCUGGUGAUGCGACCCGGUCUCAAGGCCGGUAGCAUUUCUAACAUGAUCAAGCCCACCAUGGGUACAUGGGAAACUGUGUUGAUGCUGCACUGGCUGGAGGAAGUUGGUAUUGUCAAGUCAUAUGGCGAGGGAGAGAUGGCUUGCUGGAGAUUGCAGGAGUCUUGGUGGAUGAUUCUAUCUUGA